AUGCACUUCCAACUCCCAACACUCAUUCUCCUGCUUACCACUCUCGUGGCCGCAACACCCAUCCCCCAAAGCGACAUCGCAUCCGGAUUAGGAGGUGUCCUCUCGGGCGUCGGUGAGAUUGCUCAGGUUGUAGAGAUUGCGGAUGGAGCUACACAAGCAGCUACAAAAGGGCUGGGGGCCGCGUUGGGGGCGGGCUUAGCCUUGGAGGGUUGA
Molecule: messenger RNA, 213 nt
Organism: Glarea lozoyensis ATCC 20868
Lineage: Eukaryota; Fungi; Ascomycota; Leotiomycetes; Helotiales; Helotiaceae
Exons: 2
Coding region: 1-213 (70 amino acids)
Source: RefSeq, a predicted model, not a curated record